This is a messenger RNA of Batrachochytrium dendrobatidis JAM81, 1152 nucleotides long. RefSeq lists its product as uncharacterized. The annotation marks the transcript as partial. NCBI's taxonomy places the organism in Eukaryota, Fungi, Chytridiomycota, Chytridiomycetes, Rhizophydiales. The transcript has 2 exons. Gene Ontology annotation, molecular function: ATP binding; nucleic acid binding. The record is from RefSeq and is a predicted model, not a curated record. Gene Ontology annotation, cellular component: mitochondrion.
GACUCUCAGUACACCAAUGUUCCAUUUAGCAGCUUGAAUCUAUCCAGCUCUACAAUGACGGCUCUUGAGAAUAAUUUCAAGUACAAAAAUAUGUCUACUGUGCAGGAACGUGUUCUUUCCUUGCUGCCUACAGAUGCCGAUUUACUGGUGCGUGCAAAAACAGGAACUGGUAAAACUCUUGCUUUUUUGAUUGCUGCAGUGGAAUCGGUUAUUAGUCGUUUCAAGUCUCGCCCUCCUGGUGUUCCUAUUUUGAUUCUUUCCCCUACCCGUGAGCUUGCCCUGCAAAUUGCACGAGAGGCUGAGAGCCUUGUUUCUCCUCGCAGAUGGAGGGUUGCUUCUGCUGUAGGUGGUGAGAGCAGAGGAAAAAAUAUUCGUGAAAUUACUCAGUUUAACUGUGACAUUCUUGUUGCUACUCCUGGCCGUCUAAAUGAUCUAUUGAACAACGAGCCUGCUGUCCGCAAGCAAUUGCAAGGCUUGAAAAUGCUGGUUUAUGACGAAGCGGAUAUUCUUCUUGAUAUGGGAUUUACAAAGGAAAUUCAGGAUAUUAACUUCAACCUUCCUAAAGAACGCCAGACCUACAUGUUUUCUGCCACAAUCUCAAAAGAAGUCCGAUCGAUUGCCUCGACCACCCUUCGCCCAGAUCAUGUUUUCAUUGACACUGUUCCUUCCAAUGAAAAUGACACUCAUUUAAAGAUUAAACAGACUCAUGUGGUGGGUCCACAUUCUCAAACUUUGGCUUUGCUACACGAUGUUAUUACAAAGCAUCGCGAGUCUACCCUAAACAGCAAGAUUCUCGUAUUUUUCAAUACAACCAAAACAACCAAUUUCUCCACUGAUGUGUUCAACAAUCUUGAUGGUAUGGAUGUUCUUCAGAUUCACUCCAAACUUACUCAGCAACAGCGCUCACGAGUUGCUGAUCGUUACCGCCGUGCACAAUCCGCCAUUCUCUUUACCACUGAUGUGUCUGCUCGUGGUGUAGACUAUCCAGGUAUCACAUUGGUCAUUCAAGUUGGUCCCCCACCCUCUCGUGAACAAUACAUUCAUAGAAUUGGUCGCACUGGUCGUGCAGGAAAGUCGGGUGAAUCUACUCUUAUACUUUCUACCUAUGACAAGCACUUCCUUGACCAGCUAUUUGAUUUGCCCAUUCAAAAG